AUGGGCAGCGCCCAGGCCCUUUGUGGCGAAAGGAGCAAGUGCGGAGGGCAGUGCUCGCAGCUGACGAUAUCGCAGUCCCUGGAAAGCAUCAUCGAGGAGCCCGAACCAUCUGGGGCUGUUUUUCCAGACACAUUGGAAGGUCUCAACGUCAUUGACCGUAACUUAUUGCAAUUCUGUGCUUCAACCAACUUAGCCGGUGUUCGUUGGCUCCUGGUCCUGGGAGCCAACCGUCGUGUGACCGAUCAGAAGGGCACCACCUGUCUACACGCUGCUUGCCGCAGUGGCUCCUGCAGCAUCGUCGAAGUCUUAGUUCUCCUGGAUGAAGAGCCACAGCCAGGGCAGCCUGGGCCAGGCGCAACGGGCCCGGCGGCUCGUCCGUUCCGCAUGGAUCCGAGCGAGAAGGGCCAGGGACAAGAGACGGACGUGAUACAUGGCGAGGAAGAAAAAGAGAGAGACGGCACCAAUUGCAGCGGAGGCAAUUCAGGCCUUCAGUCAACCGACGAGGCAGGAUGGACACCACUGCAUGUGGCGGCCUUCAUGGGGCGGCAGGAUGUAGUCAGAGUCCUCCUCAGAAAUGGUGCCAACACCCUUGCACGGAGCAACAAGGGCCAGUUUGCAGUGGAUCUUUGCUCCGAUGUCUCCACGCGGCGGCUUCUGCAGAAGGAGAUGAAGGCCACUUCUGACAUGGCCAUGGGUCUUGACUUCCUUGACGACAGGGCCUUCAGCCAGGCGAAUCAGGAGCUUACUGGUACCUUGCAGUCUCUGCAGGUCGAAGGCACGGUUCUUUCGCGCUCUGUGGCAUCACCUUCAAGGGAGAUCCGAUUCGAGCCUUUCUUCGUGCCACGAGCUCCGCUUCUGGUGGAGGAGGAUAUUGAGCUCGAGCUUGCCGAGCUCUUUGCCUAUCUUGGCUGCCAGAUCUUUGAGUCGAGUCCCGGCCGCGGUCUUGCUUUCCUGGUCGUCACUGGCUCUGUGCGGGACUAUCCAAUCGACCUGGUGGGUUUCAUGCGCACCACCAACCUCAGCCACCUUCAAAUUGGAACGUUCCUGGGCGAGGACUUCUCCCUGUCCAAGAUUCUCCGGAUGGAGUUCUUGAACUCUGUUUGCUUGACGAGCACUGGUGUGGUAUCUGCGCUGCGAACAGGCCUCACGGGCCUCAAAGUGCCACCAGAUCUGCAAAAGAUGAACCGCCUUCUGGGCAGCCUCUCCGAGGUGUGGUGGCGUCAACAGCUGCGCGCAGCAAAGCUCAGCAAAAAGAAGGAUAAGCCCGACAAAGCCGGCAGCCCUUCCAAGAGCCAGGAUGAGCUCAUCGAGGAAUCGAUUGACAUGGCUAUGGAUGUUGUCUCGGAUGAGCUUCGCGGUACAAACCUCAAAGCGAUGCUUCCAUCAAUCAGCAGUUUGCACCAGCUCUUCUUCUCGACAGUGAUGCUCCACUGGAACCUGCAUGCUCCGUUACCUCCUUCACAGAAGCUGGACUUCGAUGCAUGGGCUGCGCUGAACCGAAGCGGCACGAAGGAAGACAUCCCAGAUUGGGUGCUGGAGCCCAUCUACAGAGCUGUGUCAAGAGCUCCCGUGGAAGAGCUUUCAUUGGAUCUGGACAAUGAGACGAAGCCAGUCACAAGCGCUGGCAAUUUCAACCUGUCUGAGCUUGCCGUUGCCUCUGCCACCGGAUGGGUGCAAGUCUUCGCAGACGGCCUGCCGGCCCUUCCUGGCGUCCCUCGCUUUCGGGCGGUCAGCUUUGUCGAUGCUCGCUUGCAGGAGGCUGCUUCGAUAGGUGCACCGGAUGUGCAGGAGAGGUGCGGCAACUGUCGCGUGUCAGGGUGGUUGUGCCGAGAGCACUUGUUGUGUUGGAGCUGUCGGUUCAGCGGUUCUCCACAGCUCUGA
Molecule: messenger RNA, 1881 nt
Organism: Symbiodinium sp. CCMP2592
Lineage: Eukaryota; Dinophyceae; Suessiales; Symbiodiniaceae
Source: the annotation of a GenBank genome assembly